Messenger RNA from Vicugna pacos (alpaca), 1601 nucleotides. It is a transcript of the gene C26H8orf48, whose product is annotated as chromosome 26 C8orf48 homolog. NCBI's taxonomy places the organism in Eukaryota, Metazoa, Chordata, Mammalia, Artiodactyla, Camelidae. The record is from RefSeq and is a predicted model, not a curated record.
CUCCGGAGAGCGAACGGAGAGAGCGGCCCGGAAAACCCGGCAGGAACUACGCAGGCGGAGCCGGCUCCGGGAAAGGCGGAGGAAGGGGAGGAGAGCUGCGCCGCAGCGACCCACUGCGCAUGACCGUCCCCGGUUGCCCAGGCAGCGGAAAGGCGUCGCCCGGAAGAGGAGCCCCGAUGAACUGCCGGCUCCAUAACCCACCCCUGUGGAUUCAGGUCAGACCUGGGGCAGUGUUGACCAUGGCAAGGAAGAUGAGGCGCAGAGCGUGAUGCAAUGCGAUGGCCUUCUGCCUAGAAGUCCGAGGAUUCAGAGCAGCAAGGGGAACGGGCCCAAACGGGCAUCAAGACUAUGGCGGACCUUUCGCAGGAGACCUUCGAGUCCUUUACUGAUGAGGUACAGAGUUCCUGUUCAUUCAGCACCUCUGAAGGACUGCAGCCCUCGUCCUGUGCCCCUGGGAGCAAACCUGGGAGUGGAACACCGGCUACAUGCUUGGAAUAUGGAGACAAGCAAUCUGAGCUUUCAGACUUAAAAAAUAGUGAAAAGAAGUUGAGCAGAAAAUGGAUCAAUAACCUCAAGGGCAAGGAAACGAACUCUGGACAGUACCAACCAAACACUAAACUUCAAACAGAAAUCACUCAGGCAUCUCUUGAAGAACUGAAUGCUCUUCAGUCUUUCUGUGCCGUUAAAAUAAACCUGAUCCAUCACAGAGUGAACUCUAAGGGGAAAAAGAGCAACCGACAUAAAAAGCUGCAGCUUAGAUCAGAUGCAGAGGCCCCAGAGAUAGAUGCCUUAAACUGUACGGUCCCUGAUGAGCUUUUGAACAGAAUCUAUUUUAAAAACAUGAGGACAACAUCCAAACAGGUGGCAACAGAUAAGCAACACAUUUCUUCUCAUUGUCCCGACUGUAACAAGAAAAGAGCAGAACUGGCCCUAUCUGCCUUCCUGAAACAGAAAAAGACUUUACUGGAGUCACUUCUACUCCAAGAGAAAAUAGAUGAAUAUCUUCAUACGAAAGACUUUCUUACCCGUAUUGGAGAAGCACAUCAGAGCUUUCCCAGGCUUUCAGAUGACCCCAAAACAAUCUGGAAAAGACUGAGUGAGAAAUGUCAUGUCGGAUACUCUGGUUUUGAAAGGUCAGAUACAGAGCAGAAGAUGUAGCAAAAUGGAAAUAGUGCUCAUCAUUCAUCUUUUUUCUCUACCAAUUCUCAAACCACUUACUCUAAACAGGAUGGUAUUUAUUAAUGAUAAUGUGUAAUGUGGAUAGAUGUUUCUGUUGUGUAUUUGAAUAAUUAUCAUCAUUUCUAUAGGCAUUUUGAAAAUUUCAGAGUUUACUAUGCUUCCUUCACAGAUGUGAGGACUUAAAAUUUUCCAUCCAGUAUUUUUUUCAGAUUAUAGAUGGCAACAUUUUAGUUGGAAUACUUACAAAGUUUUUACAACAAUCCAGGAGAGGAAUGCUGGCAAUUUGGACUAGGGUUUUGACAGUACAAAUGGAAAGAAAUACAGAGAUGUAAGAAAUACUUAGGAGGUAAUAAUUGACAUGCUUUGGUCUUCUUUGGAAGAAACAGAUAUGAGGAUUUAAUAAAAGGUAAAUGUUAAGAAUG